Molecule: messenger RNA, 1026 nt
Organism: Dibothriocephalus latus
Lineage: Eukaryota; Metazoa; Platyhelminthes; Cestoda; Diphyllobothriidea; Diphyllobothriidae
Source: the annotation of a GenBank genome assembly
AUGAUGCGACAGGUCUGGCUUGAUGGUCCAACGUACGAUGAUUUGCUUCGCUACAAUCGGCUUAUUUUUCUCUCUCUCCUCGGUCUACCGGUGUGUGUGGUUGGCAUAGUCACCAGCGGGCUUAGCAUCUGCAUGUUCUGUGAAGACAAGACAACGCCCCGAACAACUCGUAAGCUCCUGAUAAUCUUGUCUCUAACUGAUGUUCUAUAUAUCUUCCUGUGCAUACUCGUUUUCCAACCAAUGAAUUUUUGUAGCCGGGAUUGUCCCCUGCGAUGGCCUGUUAUAACUCACACAAUUGUUCCACUCGGGAGCAUUCUCGAAGGUUUCAGAAAUUUGUUGGUUGUACUCAUUGCGGUGGAGCGCUUCCUAGUCGUCCGCUUUCCCUUUCGCAGUAAAGUGUGGUGGAAUGGGAAAUUAACUAACGGUCUCAUAGCUGCUACUUUUGGAUUUUCCGUCCUGCUUCGACUUUCUUUCAUCUGCUAUGCGGCAGUCAAGAUUGUGAGGCCAGAGUGGUCGGAGCUGAAGUCAUGGCUUUGGCAAAUACACUGUUUUACUGACGGAAUACUGGUCACGUUAAUCCCCUUGAUUAUCCUCAUUGUCUGCAGUCUGCAGAUUGGACGAUGUCAACAACGAUCGAUUCGUUUUCAGAGGGGGCAGACGGAAAAGUAUCAGACUUUUAUCAAUGGAACGAGCAAGGGCUCAGCAAGCAGUAAUGCACGUCGACUUAAACUGACUCAUGGUCUCCUAAUCGUCAUUGGUACCUUCGUUCUGUUCAUGCUGCCUCUGAGUAUGCUCCAGUUACUUUAUCUUUACUUCUUGCUUCACCGCACCUGCAUCUCCAUGGUCUGCCUAAACAUAUGCGCAAAUGUGGUUGCACUUGGUUCGCAGAUCAACUCGACGGCAAACUUUUUUGUCUACAUAGUCUACUGGGGCAAAUACCGGAAAAUGCUAAGGCAGAUGCUGCGCUGCCAAAAGUCGCCCCAGUUUGUGUUUUCUAGUAGAGAGUGUACUAACAGCCAGCAGUGA